This is a messenger RNA of Jaculus jaculus (lesser Egyptian jerboa), 1177 nucleotides long. RefSeq names its product transmembrane protein 243 (gene Tmem243). Lineage: Eukaryota; Metazoa; Chordata; Mammalia; Rodentia; Dipodidae. The transcript is spliced from 5 exons. Bases 310 to 714 code for a protein of 134 amino acids. The record is from RefSeq and is a predicted model, not a curated record.
UGGCCGCGGUCCGGGCCGUGGGAGCGAGCGGAGGGGGUAGUCUGCGACUCUGCCAGGCCCUCGAGUCGAGCCUCGGGAUCCCAGCGGAGUGUGGCGCGAGGACCUCCGGCCUGGCCUCGAAUCCCCAGCGCGCGGCGGGCUGGCCGGGGACGCCGAGCUGCUCAAGAUGAGGAGAGCGGGGCCGGGGCGGAGCUGCCACGUCUCUGGGUGUUGACUUGUCGGCCCCUUGGGACCUCGGGGACCACCUAGGCACGCAGCCAUGUGUGCGCCCUGAGGGGCAGGCGCCGGGGCCCAAGACCUAGCCUGCUCAUGCCCACUAGCUCUUCGGUGACUUGGGGCGAGCGAACAAGCUCCAAAAUGGAGGACUUUGCUCCCAGGACCUACGGCACCAGUGGCCUGGACAAUAGACCUCUGUUUGGGGAGACGUCUGCCAAGGACCGAGUCAUCAAUUUAGUUGUUGGCAGCUUAACAUCCUUGUUGAUUCUAGUAACACUGAUCAGUGCUUUUGUUUUCCCUCAACUACCUCCCAGACCACUGAAUAUCUUUUUUGCAGUCUGCAUCUCUUUGAGCAGUAUUACUGCCUGCAUACUUAUCUACUGGUAUCGACAAGGAGACUUAGAACCGAAAUUUAGAAACCUAAUUUACUAUAUUUUGUUUUCUAUCAUCAUGUUAUGUAUAUGUGCGAACCUGUACUUCCAUGAAGUGGGAAGGUGAGGCGGCAAAGAGAAACACUUACCAGGACUCUUGAAAAUGAUAUGUUAGGACAAUGAAUAACUGUUGAAGAAGUAUGCUGAAGAAUCCUCUACAGAAAUCUCACAUGAUUUUCAUGUUGACUGUAAAUCUAAAUUCCCUCUUGCAAGGGAGACAAAUCAUAGCUCUCUGCUUUUUCUUUAUGGAGCUUAUGUAGCAUUUGGACAUUUCAAUCUUCAAAUGGUACAAGUAAUUUUCACUUUUGAACUUAAAAAACUUUUUUUUUUUAACAAUUUAAUUGCAUGGCUCAAAAUCUUGCAUUUUAAGACAAAUAUUCUUUAUUUCUGUUAAACUGAAUAUACAAUUAUUGUUCCCUAAGCAACCAACUUUUGUUUAAUGAUAGUUUCACAUUAACAAAACACAGAUGGUGAAGACAGCUUUGAUUGUGAAUAUCUAAUUACAAUAAUAAAUAAAAUAAUUUAUACAA